GUGUAGUUGAUCAUGGCGAGCUCAGCAUCUAGGCAUUCAUCGCUUCUGUAGUGAGUCUUUUAUUUUCGUGAUUCUGCAGCUUGUGAUCGUCAUCGUGUUGUUUCUGUCUGUAGUCGGUCCUGUUGUCGAGUUCUUUAUUAUAAAAAAUUUGGGGUUCUUCUUGCGCCACCUUUAAUACGAACGAGCGUACUACAACUAGGUGUUGCAUAUUUAAUCGACCACGCGUCGAAGAGUUGUAAGGAAAUCGUUGCGAUGUGCUGCUCUUCGUGGUGCGGGACAGGGAUAGCUACAGGACCUGCGCGUCCUCGACCUCCGGUACUUCCGUAAGAGAUGGCCUUGACAGUCCUGCAAAGGUAAAGAAGCCAGACGCUGAGUCACUCCUGACGAGCCACAGUGACGACCCGCCUGCUCGCAGUUGUUUCGUCUCGUGCAUGUUGCUCCUUGCUUGUCCAACAACCUCCAGUACGACGACCUUUCUGCCCCUGCUCAGCACGUCGCUCCACACUGCCACCCUGUACGGCACGGCCCACGAGAACUUGUUCUUCCCGGUGAAGAAAAGCUGCAAAUCGGUGCGCCGUCAUCUAUUUAUCCUGCUAUCGACGGUUUCGUCAACUACACCUUCCGAGGCACGGCACGGGCAUCAAAAUUCGCCGCAUCGAAGGAGGUGGUUGUGUGGUGCAAGAAAUUCUACCAGUUUUGUUCCGGUGUUACGACAUCGCGGACCUUCACGAGUUCUCAGCCAAGAGCUGCAAGGGAGUCCUCGCCGGCGGAAAAUGGCCACUAGUUCUGCUGCACCGACUUGCUCCGGAGGGCACGAGGGUGGACAGAAAACGAACACCCAAAAAUCCCAAACAUGGUAUAAAUACCAGUAAGUCCACCUCUAGGUUGUGUCUCAUUUACUUUUGGUGCACGUAGUUUGGAUUUGAUUACGAACAAGCUGAAAGUAGUUUAGUAAAAGUUCGCGCAAAACCAAAACCAUUUUUGAUCGUCAUCUUUCGUGUUUGAUCGCUCAGCAUAGCCAAGAACAUCGAUAUGCGGAUGGAAAAAACUCCAGGUGUGGUAUCGAUAUUGGGAGCGGCGUCACCAAAUGGUUGGUUGCCGAAGUGCAACGCGGACGCAUUAUCAGAGAACUAGCCUCCGGCGUAUGGCGUUCUCAACUGUUACAUUCUCAACUGUUACAGCAUGAAUUUGUGAUGCAAGAAUUGCAAAAGUGAAAGGGCGGAGGCUGCACCUCUAGCAUUACAAGUUCUGCACAGAAUUAGGUGCUGUUUAGCCCUUCGAAAAUUUGUCAUGCGAAGCAGCUUUCUCGUGUGGAGCUUGAUGCUGGUAGUUCUGCAUGACAAAUCCAUGUAACAGUUGAAUAUGUACAGAGUUGAGAACGCCAUACGGCGAAACCAAGCUUCCGUAUGGUCUCGUGUGGAAGCAGACUGGUAAUCUGACCCCCGAUAUCUGUGAUCGAGGACUACAAGCCAUCAGGCAUAUCGUGCACAAGGAGUUUCUGCAAAAGUUCUACUUCGGAGCUGACACAGAAUUGCAGGACCAGAGCGGAACAACCGAAGUGGCAGCGGUCAAGAAGUUCUCCCACGAUGUCGAUGACCCAAAAAAUGCACUUCUACAGCAGCUCGCACGGCAGAAUGUCUUUGCCAUUGGUACCGAGGUGUUUCGCAAGGCAACCGAGGGCUCAAAAUUUCUCCAGCGGGUGCAGGUGGAGACUGGUGUACAAGUGGAAUUGGUUUCGCAGGAUACCGAGGCCGAGCUUGGGUACGCCACUGGCAUCGCGACCAUGCAGCUCGAAGCGCAGGCGGGACACAACUUUCUCGUCAGAGGACCAGCAGAUGUCGAUGCCGUGGAUUAUGCUGUUGUACCGGAAAAGCAAGGCGGAAGUGGUUUUGUCACUGCGGAAAAGGACGUGUGGCAGCAAGCCUAUGACCUUGUCAGAGCCACACCCACAGCCACAGGGGGUGCGCCUGCUGCGCCAUCUUCGUCAUCUGAGGCUGUCCGCGGUACCGAUGCCGCGUCUGAACCUGCUGAACUUCCACAGAGCAACCUUAUCAUUUACGAUUCCGGUGGCGGCUCGUACCAAAUUGUGCAGAAAAGAACGCAAAAUCCCGACGCGAACAGCAGUUUCGAUGCGACGACGACGUCUCACAACACCGGAGGACUGCGGGCGUACCUGGGAGAAUACGGGGUGGCGCAUGGAACUCGUGAUUUUCUGGAAAUGCUAAAAUCCAUGGAGGACAGGAGGGGAACCCCUUUAGCCGAGCCGGCAACGAUAUGAGACUGCAUAACUCCCCCUCCCCCUCAUUUGUAUGGCAGGAGCAGCAAUACACGCAACAACAGACAAGGGGGCUUCGCAUGACAAAUAUGCACACGGAAUCUAGUACUGUUUGAGGUUGCGAAGUUUGUCAUGCAAACUGUGCUGGGAGGCAAGACGUGGAUUGGGUAUUUUGCAUUACAAAUGAGGGGGAGGGGGACGAGUUGUGCAUUCCCAUAAACGACACUGCUAAACGCGAACCCGUACCCAGUGACAAAGGCGGAGCUGGAGAGCUAUUUGGAUGCUUUGCGAAGCAAAAUGUUUCCGGAUGAAAUAUCAAACUUUCCAGGCGGAGCACGAAGCGGCCUGGGCGAAGCAAAUUCGGCUCAGGAUGCGUCUUGGCUAGUUAACGCGGAAAUCGUUGGAAUUGGAGGGCCCGACAGUAUUUUCAGGAUGGCGAGUGAGAUCAUUUACAUUUCCUCAGCUGCGUGGUCUUCGGAGACAGGAACGGAUAGCAAGAAAAAACCGCUUCUUGCCGGGUCACUUAGUUUUACCGGUAUAGACUACAUAUUAGUGUUGCUGGGUGUAGUACUUCAUCUCUGUGGAAAAAGGUAUUUUCAUUGAAUGUUCAUUUGCAUAUACUUCCAUCAUCUAGUAGCUGUAGGUGUAGCAUGGAAAAAAGGAAGCCGCUCUGAAGCAAAUUCUCAAACUGCACAGCUGCGGAAUUACGGGCUGCGAUCCUCAGCGAAAUUCCCGGGAAGAGUUCAGAAGCGCUUGCUGCUCAGUAUCUCCAUUGGCCCGGCGCGGAAGGAGCCCUGUAUCUGGUUCCGAAAGUUUGUACCGUGCUCACGGUAAUCGAAAAUCUAAAGAUUGCACGCUGUCACUGGCGACCCGUGCGGGGUUCCUGUUUGGGUCUGCUUCUUUUGAAGAGCCAGAGCAUAGCGGGCCAGGACCACGACCAGGAUUCUUUUUGAGAAGAAAAAAACGUUCUUAACAGCGACGUUGCUAUACAGUCUUAAGCUUGACUUUAUUUACGGCAUACUAGGUUCAAGAAUGCAUUUGAUCUAUUUUUCUGCUACAAACAGUACGAGUGGGAGGGGUAGAACGAGCACAGCGGGAUAAUCAAAAAAACAUGGCUCCAACGUCGAGGAAGAAAAAUCUAGUGAAACUGACACUCGGUCCUUCUUGUCGGCACGGAAGAACCAAGAAGAUGCAGAACUAGCACAUCAACCACACCUACAGCAAAUAUAAGGAAAAGAUACACGACACCUGCUCGUCCAUAAUUGCGCCCAGUGGCCCUGUCUCACGCUGGUCGUCAAAGAAGUGACGAACAAAGGCAUUUUUUCGAACUGAAAAAUUGAUGAGGCCAACAAAAGAAACGUGAUGCCGUUUCAGCCACGCUUGCUUCCAUGGUGGACUUGGAGUUGUGUUUGUUAGUGUUUCGUAAAUGAAUUUGCUCUGCGAGGAAUCGAUGGUCGUGUGUCAAUAGUUUCAUUAUUGCGA
Molecule: messenger RNA, 3757 nt
Organism: Amoebophrya sp. A120
Lineage: Eukaryota; Dinophyceae; Syndiniales; Amoebophryaceae
Source: the annotation of a GenBank genome assembly